UGUGGCCUAUUUGGAAUAAUCCGGCUACGGGAAUGAAACAUAUCAAGGAAGAAGUGCGUCAAAUACUGGAUGGCUUACUUCAAAAUUUGGAAUACGAAGAAAAAAAUUAUGAGAACAAUAUGUAUAAAACACUGAGAUUAUUAGGAACAAGAUGGGCUUGCAAAUUAGGGCAUAGAAAGUGUCAAAUAACUGCUACGACAAAAUUGUCUGGCUAUUUAUUAGAUCCUGAUAAAAACAAAUUUUCACCAUGGUGGAAAGAUUGGGUAUAUUGUGCCGGUAUGAGUUUGGCCAACGAAGCUAUAUCGCAGAUGUUCUUUGAAAAAUACAAAAACACAGCGGAUAUAGAUAUUUUGAAAUACUUGUUUUGCUCGGAUAAUGCACAAAUUAUUAUAAAGUAUAUGGAGGAAGUGUUUCUCGAACUUGGAAAUGUACUAUCGCAUAAGAAUUUAAAUGAACUUUAUCGAAUUGUUAUAAAGAAACACAUAAGGAAAAAUGAUGUGCUGAAAUACUUCAUACAGCAUUAUUCGAGAAUAAUCUGGUGGCAAGACACUUUUGUUCAAAACGCAAAAGUGUUAGGUAACAUGAUAAUGAAUGUAUAUUUAAAUGAAGAUAUCCGUGUGAUUGUAGAAUUUGCAAAUAAAUCCAAUUCACACAAAAUAAAUCUGGACGACAUAUAUCGAAUAGUAAGCGUUCAACGGAAAAGAAUUCAAACAAUGCAAAAAAUAAUUUACUCGUCAUGAAUAAGAAAAGCAGGACAUAUAAUUUCUAAAUGAACGAGUUUACAAAAUAUGAUGGAAUUCAAAUAAUUAAAGUGGCCAAACUGAGCGUUAUUGCAAAUUGGGCAGUUGAUUGAGAUGUCUGUGUCUAAAAUUAUGAUGUUUGUUUUAUAUAGAUGUAUUUUUAUGAUAUUUUAUCACAUUAUUCUUACAUUUCCAUGUUUCUAUUGUUCAUGUCUUUUAUUUACAUGUAUUUGUACACAUACAUUGUACAUUAUAUGAUAAUAAUAUACAGGAUGUCUCAGAACUUUGGGACACGGG
Messenger RNA from Harpegnathos saltator (Jerdon's jumping ant), 1037 nucleotides. RefSeq lists its product as uncharacterized. Bases 33 to 740 code for a protein of 235 amino acids. The transcript has 5 exons. The record is from RefSeq and is a predicted model, not a curated record. NCBI's taxonomy places the organism in Eukaryota, Metazoa, Arthropoda, Insecta, Hymenoptera, Formicidae.